AUGCCUGUCAUAUCAAACACACCGGUGCUGUUCACCAGAAUGUCUAACCGUCCAAACGAGUCGAUAAUCGUAACUAUCAGUCGUCGACAGUCCGACUCCAGGCGCACGUCUGACACCACUCCCAUCACCGACUCUGCCGAUCAUAUCGUCGCGCAUUCAACGGCUACUGAGUGUACGUCCCGUCCGUCCAGACCAGUGACUACUAAUCGGGCACCGCUUCGAGCAAACAGUAAGGCUAUGGCGGCGCCCGAGCCCGUGAUUAGGACUACCUUUCCCUCGAAAAAAUUCUACAAAAUCAUAGAAAUGUCGGAAAUAAUUGCCGACAAUAGGAAUGGGAGUCCGGGAGAGACCAUACAUUCGGUGUGUAUUUCGUGGACUAAUAUCCAAGUGUUGACUAAAACACAGAAAUCUAUUUAUAAUUGUUUUGAAAAUAAUAAACAAACAAAAGAGAUCCUAAGGAACGUAUCAGGUGAAGUUAAAGCUGGAACUAUGUUGGCUAUAAUGGGCGCCAGUGGCUCCGGAAAGACAACUCUAUUGAAUGUUUUGACGGCAAGGAAUUUAUCCCAACUGUCCGUCAAUGGAGUGGUACUCAUGAAUGGACAGACAGUCAGUCAACCGACCAUUGCAUCCAUUUCCUCGUAUAUACAACAACACGAUUUGUUUCAACCAAUGUUUACAGUCAGGGAACACCUAUUAUUUCAU
This is a messenger RNA of Oppiella nova, 702 nucleotides long. The record is from the annotation of a GenBank genome assembly. NCBI's taxonomy places the organism in Eukaryota, Metazoa, Arthropoda, Arachnida, Sarcoptiformes, Oppiidae.